Molecule: messenger RNA, 728 nt
Organism: Vigna unguiculata (cowpea)
Lineage: Eukaryota; Viridiplantae; Streptophyta; Magnoliopsida; Fabales; Fabaceae
Source: RefSeq, a predicted model, not a curated record
CACAAACAAGACCAUGACAACUUCUUCACUUAGAAAACAUCAUGGAAAAGUUUCCCAAGAUUCUGAACCGGAAGAGGAAGAGGAUCUGUUUGAGAUUGAUCUUGAGGCUGUGAACUGCGUUUCGCCACCUCGUUUCUGGGAAAGUUGCUGCUACACUUCCACCGAGAACGUUGCACUUUUGGCCAAUUGUUUGCUGCCAAAAUCUGAUGUCUCAAGUGCUGUUCCAGCGGUGUGUUCUUCUGCAGGGAACACCAAUGUUGUGUUGAUUGCAGAGCCCACAUCGUUGGGGGAGUAUCUUAGGCUACCGUUCUUGGGGAUUAUACACCAGAAAAUGGAACCCAAGUUUCAUUUCCAGUUUCAGCGUUAGUUGGUGACUUGUAAUAUCUGAUUACAAGUUUUUAUAUUUAAUUACACACAUUUUGUUUAAAGGAGAGGAAAAUAUCUAAUUACCUGUUUUUUUCAAUACUUUUUCUUCCUUAAUUUUCCCAAAGAGAAACUACUGUUUGUGCAAAAAAAGGUUGUUUCUACAAAUGUUGUAUCAGACAUAGUAUUUGUUUCCUUCUGUAAUAAUCUAUAGUUUCUUUGUCUGUGGUUGGAUUUAACAUCACAAUUAAACUUGAACAUCUAAAUAUAGUUUUGAAUAUGUAUUAUGGGUAUGGACUCCAACCUGCCCCCAACUUAGAAGGAGAAAAUAAGAAUAACUGGAUUUGGGUUUUUAUCUUCUUAAA